AUGGUCGAGGAGGGAGCGAACAAUGCUUCGACCAUGUUGAAUGGGCAUUCCAAGUCGCCGAGAUCGUUACAGGCAAAGAAUACCAAGAAUCUCUUCUUGAACAUAGGGGACAAUAAUGCGACGGGAACAGAUUCGAAAAGGGCUAGCGGGUAUCUGCCGAACAGUACAGCUAAACCAAUGAUUAUUGGUACAUUCAAUGGUAACGGACACAGUCAACAGCAGGUAACGAAGGUCUUAACACCGACAUCAAACUCCAAGUAUUCGCCUUCAUCGCCCAUAUUCAAACGUAAUGAUACGUCUAUCUAUUCGUUACCUAGCGCGGUCUGUACAUCUCCAUUGUACGCAGCACGCAAAUGUCGCAGUAACUCGAAUUUACGUUCACUGUCCAACAAGAGUGAACGAGUACAGUCCCCAUCGCUUUCUGUCAACACGAAGGAGCUGCAGUCUUUGGCUAGCGGAAGGUCUCGUUCGCAGACCAUGUCUUCUUCUUUGGCGACGUCUACUCCAUUAGCAGCUGAAUCAGGAGGCAAGAAAACAUGGGUUAUACCUGAGCAAGGUUCCUUCAAUAUAUCACAACGGGGAUCAUAUAAUCUGAAGAGUAACUUUAACGAUGAUGUGGAUGUGUCUUUUUCGAAAGUCUACAAAGAAAAUGCAUAUCCAAAUGGGCCGCUGUUAGUUAUACCUCGGAAAAUAUUUCUUUACUCAGAGCCGAACCUAGAAGAAAUUUUAAGUUUCGAUGUUGUUAUUAAUGUUGCAAAAGAAAUUGUGGAUUAUACAAAUCUGAUACCAAGGGAUGGAAAAUUAGAGUACUAUCAUAUACCGUGGACCCAUAGUUCAAAAAUAUCUCUCGAUCUUGAGUAUCUGACGAAUAUUAUGCGAGUUGCCGUUCUGGAAAAUAAGAGAGUUUUGGUUCAUUGUCAAUGUGGUGUUUCACGCUCUGCUUCACUUAUUGUAGCAUAUAUUAUGAGAUACUUCGAUAUGAGUUUAAAUGAUGCAUACGGUCAGCUGAAACAGGUGGCCACAGAAAUGAGUCCAAAUAUGGGAUUAAUCUUCCAGUUGAUGGAGUGGAGCGAACAACUCUCGCAGAAAAAAGAUGCAAUUUCAACAAAAAAUGAGGAAAAUAAACUGAAUAAAUGUCAGUCGGUGGAGGCACAUAUUGCGAUAGACCAAGAAAACAGUCCUAGUCUAGAGAGCUUUGGUAUACCAAUAUCAGAUUUCUCGUCUCAAAAUGAUAUUACCUUAUCGCCAGAAAAUACUCCUAAAACAUCAGAUGAUUUUUUCAAAACUUCAUCUGCAUCAUCGUCAGCAUCAACUUCAAGUAGCACAAUCGUUGAAAGUCAAGUAACCCCGGAAUCGCUCGAAAUGCCUUCAGAAUUAAAAGGCUACAUACCAACUUCAAGUGAAGUAUCAGUCUCUAGCAGCUCAAGUAUCUGGAGAUAG
Messenger RNA from Zygotorulaspora mrakii, 1440 nucleotides. RefSeq names its product mitogen-activated protein kinase tyrosine protein phosphatase SDP1 (gene SDP1). The record is from RefSeq and is a predicted model, not a curated record. Gene Ontology annotation, cellular component: nucleus; cytoplasm; cytosol. The transcript has a single exon. NCBI's taxonomy places the organism in Eukaryota, Fungi, Ascomycota, Saccharomycetes, Saccharomycetales, Saccharomycetaceae. Gene Ontology annotation, biological process: negative regulation of MAPK cascade; protein dephosphorylation. Gene Ontology annotation, molecular function: protein tyrosine/threonine phosphatase activity; MAP kinase tyrosine/serine/threonine phosphatase activity. The coding region runs from base 1 to 1440 and encodes 479 amino acids.